ACUGUUAAAUGAUAAAACGUCGAAGAAAAUGAUUCGUUCAAUAUUAAAUAGAAUAGAGGAAAAAACAUGGAACUUUGACAUCAUUUUCAGAUGUAUUAUCCAGAUAAAAAACGUUAGGUAUACCUAACGUAGUGUUUGUACCUUUUCACUGUAAAAUACAUGAAAGCGCGUCUAUAUCUUCGUUCAAUGGACAAUUAGUAUAAUUUAAAUACUUAAGCGAGGAAGGUUAAAAAAGGAUACUACAAGUGUCAACGAGAGAUGACAGACGAGGCCAUGAUAGAAAACAGUUAUGGUGCCGACAACAGUGCAUGAAAAUAAAAAUCUUAUUAACAUACUUGUAUUAUACCGAAGUUAGAUAAAUUAAACAAACGUGUACCUUUUGCACCAUGUGGAUAAUUUUUAUAGAUAAUGUUUCAAUAAUGUUGCAAUAAUAGAGUAACGUUUUUUCGUAGAAGAUACAUAUAUAAUUAAUAGCAAUAUAUAGAGCAAUAUCAAAUUGAUGUGGAUCAUGAUUAUUAUUUUAUUCACCAGUAUCGAGGUGAAUGAACUGUGAUGGAGUGGAUAAACACUACUACAAUAUAUAUUAUAACAUGGAGUUGUUUGAUAUGGGGUUUCCAUUCAGUUCCCCAAGUACCCCCAAAACAAGUUCCAUGUGAUAAAACACGGAAGGUAUUUACAGAAUCUUGGGGAAUAAUUAGCGAUGGUCCUUUAGGUUCAAAUUAUACUCAAGAUUCUCACUGUGAAUGGCUUAUUAAAGCAAACAACAGUCAUCAAUUCAUUACACUUAGUUUUCGUACAAUGGGUACAGAAUGUAGUUACGAUUAUGUAUUUGUUUACGAUGGAGAUUCUUUUCAUUCACCACUUUUGGGUAGUUUUAGUGGCAAAACAGAACCGCAGCAAGUGACGUCGUCAUCUGGUUAUAUGUUAAUAUUACUAUAUAGUGAUACAAAUUAUGUUCUGGAUGGAUUUCAUGCUGAAUUCUCAGUUAUGGAUUGUCCUAAUAAUUGUACAAAUCAUGGAAAAUGUAUUAAUAAUACUUGUUUUUGUGAAAAUGAUUGGGGUGGUAAAGAUUGCUCUAGAGCUUUAUGUCCAGAUAAUUGUAAUAAUAAUGGCACAUGCGAAAUCAAACGUUGCCAAUGUCACCAAAAUUAUUCUGGACAAUCUUGUUCGUUGCAUUCGACUCAUCCAGAAGGAAACAGAUGGCAUUGGCUGUCGCAUUCGGAAGGUGGUUUAAGACCACGCGCAGCUCAUACAGCAGUUUAUGUCAAGGAAACUGAUUCUUUAUACAUAUUUGGUGGCUAUGAUUUAAAUUUUAUACUCGGUGAUUUAGAAGUUUAUCGUUUUAGUACUAGCCAAUGGGAAAAUGAACAUGGUAUAGUACUGGAGGGAGCAUCGUCCAUGGAAUAUUUAGAUCCUAGACUUAUUACGCAUGAAUUGGCACAAAUAGAUACAGACGAGGAAGAACGAUAUGGUCUCUCGACUAAAUCGAUUGUUUGGAAGUUACUCAAAAGUAUUGAAAAUAAUAAUGCAUUAGCUCUACAGGAUUUUGCAGCCUCAGAAGCAGCAGGAACAUACAGAUGGAAUAAGUUUAAUAAUAAUUCUAAUCACAGAGAACGCGAAAAGAGUAAUCGAGAAGGCAACGUAAGCAGGAUUGGUACGAGUAAAUAUAAAAUUAUGAGGAAUGAUAGUAUUGAAAAAGUCCAAUCCAUGUUGGAAAGGUAUCGCAGAGAUUUUGAGGAUAUAAACUUGUAUAAAAAGCAUCAUAUCUCUAGAAUAGAACAGAAUGAUGAUGCGAACUGGGAAAGACCAAGUACAAAUGAAACCACAAAAGAAAACUCAUUUAUCCAACAAACUGGAAAACAAAUUGAAGAAGAGAAGCCAAGUCCGCGAUAUGGUCAUGCUGCAUGCAAAUACGAAGGAGGCCUUGUCAUCUAUGGCGGUAAAAUAGAGGAUGGGUCUUUGUCAAAUGAACUUUGGCAUUAUAAUGUUAAAACACGAAUUUGGACAUUGCGCGCUAAGAAUUCUACGUUUUAUCCACCUCGACUUACAAGACAUACUCUUACAUUGGUAAAUGACUAUAUUUAUCUGUUUGGUGGUAGUACAGUGGACGGAGAAUUUUCAUCUAGCCUGUACAAAAUUAGAUUGAACUUUUCUGAUUCUACAUCAACGAGCGAAAAAUGGCUAAAGGUACGCCCUCGUGGUGGAAAAGAAUUAGAUGUUCGUGUUGUUGCCCAUUCAACUGUUUAUCACAGUGCUACUAAUUCUUUACUUGUUUAUGGUGGAGUUGUAGCCAGCGUAGCACGUUUCAGUAAACUUUCAGAUAGAAUGUUUGUUUUUCAAUUGGAUCGAAAAGUUUGGUCUGAAAUUCAUUAUCCAAGAGCACAUUUACGAGAUACUUAUGUGCCUAGAGAGCGUGCAUUUCAUACUUGUAAUAUAAUCGGUAAUUAUCUAGUUGUAUUUGGCGGAUAUUCUCAUAGACACAACAAAGAAGAAAUCUGUUACGACAACCAAAUGUAUCUUUAUCAUUUAGGUUGUCAUACUUGGGUCAGUCAUGACGUUUUAGGAUUAAAUGACAAAGAUUCACGUUAUCCCAAGCAACAAGGUGUCUUCGCACAUGCUUCGGACGUACGAAAUGGGAAUACUUUGUUAUUAGUUGGAGGCUAUCAUGGUAAUGUAAAUGCGGAUUUUCUUGCUUAUACUUUACCACCGAUGCUUGCACCAGGAGAUAAUGAUAAUAUAGAACCAGAACAGAUUUGUGCAAGGCAUAAAAGUUUCACGGAAUGUGCUGCAAAUCCAGAAUGUGGGUGGUGCUCUGCAGACGAGAUAUGCUAUGGAAGAACCAUUGGAAGUAAUUGUACGACAAAUCUUCAAACUACACGGUGUCCUGGCGUUUGUCCUGCUUUGGGCGAUUGUCAUUCUUGUUUAACGCAUGGACAACCUGGUGGUGGUUGGGGUAAAACGUCUCGUGGUAGAAAUUCAGUUUCUAAUAAACUAAACCUUGGAACUUGUACAUGGUGCGUUCAGAAUGCACGAUGUCAUCAUAAAGAUGAUAAUUAUGGAGUUUGUGGUCUUCGAGACGAUACUCCUUCGCAAAUACCAGGUUGGUGGGGAUCAAAGGGUACAGAAAUUACACAAGUGGCAGAAUGUCGAGAAAUGGACAAAAGGCCAGGUUUAACAUUUCUGAAAUAUAAGCCUCCAGUUAAUUUUAGUCAGCCUGAUUCUGUAACCAUAGUCAAUGCCACUACGGUUGAUUUCAAUGUACCAUCCAUGCAAGGAGCAAAAACAGAAUCAGCUUUGGGUGGAGAAAUGAUUGCUAGAUUAACAGGCUUCUUGAGAUUACCAUCGUAUUUUUGGCAUAGCACGAUUGAAAAUUUAAAAAUAUGUGUUAGUUAUAAUAGUGCAACGCUUCAUGUAUCGCGAUCUAAUGAUACACAAAAAUUGGAAUUAGUUGCAAAUUUGACUGCUGAAACAUCUCAAUGCAUACCUACUAAAUGGCCGGACGAGCAGCAAAUGAUGUUGCAACAUGGACGUUAUCUUCUUGAUUUUGAAUCCAAAAGAAUGGUUACAACAAGUUAUGCGUAUGCCAGUAAGAUGGAAAUUACGCAUAGUAAAAAAAUGGAAAAUCCCAAAGUUUUUACUUUCGAAUAUCUUGAACCAUAUCAAAAUGGGACUUGUAAUCAGUACAAGAAUUGUCUUCAUUGUUUGAUAGAUUCUUCGUGCGGUUGGUGUGAUAUUACCAACAAAUGUCUUUCACGUUCUAUUAACGAAACAGAAAGUUGCGCAACAGAUGUAGAAAUAGAUGAAAAUGACAAUCCGAUACGUGAAUGGCAUUAUUUAACUAUCACUCCAUCGGCUUGCUCAAAUUGUUCCAAUUAUAUUUCAUGCGAAUCGUGUGUCGGUAGCACCUUAUGCGAAUGGUGGACAGAGGAUGCUCGGUGUGCAAGAAUAGGUAGAUUACCUAACGCUGUUGUUAGUAUAGAUCAAUGUCCCAUUCCUUGCAGACAGAGAUCUAAUUGUACGCAAUGUUUGGAUGAACGUGGAAGAUGUGUAUGGUGCGAAGCAACGCAAGAAUGUUUUUCAUUUUCAGUAUAUACAUCAGAGUAUCAGUUUGGUUUGUGUAGAGAAUGGAUGGAUCAAGCAGGUUUAAUGGGAGUAACGUCCAGAUCUGGUUCAUCAUUGACGAGUAAUGAUCAAUGUAAAAGUUGUAGUCGACAUACUAAUUGUUCUAGCUGUUUACAUUCGCUGAGCUGUGGCUGGUGUUACAGUUUAGAGAAUCCAAUUAUGGGAGUUUGUGUACAGGGAGACUUUAAUCGAGCUCACGUCAAUUGUAGUUCAACUAUGAACGAAUAUUUAAAUACCACUCUUGAAGCAAACGAAUCAGGCUGGGCGUAUGCUCAAUGCCCAGAUGUAGACGAAUGUGACUUGGGUCUACACGAUUGUCACCAUAAUGCAGUUUGUACUAAUACACACGGUAGCUAUAGUUGUCAAUGUGACAGAGGCUUCAAUGGAGAUGGCAAAGAAAAUUGUACAAAAACAUGUUAUGAAAAAUGUAUUAAUGGAUAUUGCAGCGAGGCACCUGAUUAUAUAUGUCAAUGCAAUCUUGGAUGGACUGGACCAGAUUGUAGAACAAAUUGUGGUUGCUACAAUCAUUCGACUUGUUUUCAAGGACCAGGUAUAUGCGAUAAAUGCCAAAAUUGGACUACCGGUCAAUUUUGCGAAAAAUGUGAAGCGGGUAGUUAUGGCAAUGCCACGACGAUAAUGGGUUGUAAACAAUGUAACUGUAAUGAACACGGAGAUAAGGAUCUAGAUAUUUGUGAUCGACAAACAGGCACUUGCUUCUGUCGCGAUAAUACAGAAGGUGAUAUGUGUCAAAGAUGUAAAAAAGGAUAUUAUGGCGAUCCAAAAAAUGGAGGAAUGUGUUAUUACGGUUGUAUGUCUAGAGGAAUGUUAAGUGGAGAAGGAAAAGGUAAACAAGGCCUUGGCAGUAGACAUUCGCAAAUGUCUCCAUGGGAAAGUCAUUUUGGCGGCGAUUCAUUAACAAGGGAAUGCUUGUGGAUCGUUAGUCCAAAUACCGAUCUCUCAACUGAUCCAAUAUUUCCUAUACAAAGUGUUAUUCAAUUUACGAUACAUGAUGAUAUCAAUGUCAGUUGUCAAGAGAACAAUGUCUAUGUAUACGAUGGACUUCCCGAAUUUGUUUCAUCUUCCAAUUAUCAUCAAAAUCAAUUGGUUGGAGUUUAUUGCACUGAAAGUACGGAUUAUCCUGUUACAGUAGAAGCUAAAUCUGGAUUUCUUACCGUUCACUACAAACAGUUGGACGAAGUUGAAGGAUUUAAUGCAAGCUAUAUCGUAAUGACGUGUGAAAAUUGUCCGAAAAAUCGAGAGUGUAGAAAUCAUAAUUGUUUGUGCAAAGCUGGUUUCGUUGGUAUCGAUUGUAACAUAGAAUUAUGUCCAAAUAAUUGUACUUCAUCGAAAAAACAAGGAAUCUGUGACAAAGGAUACGGUCGUUGCGUUUGUUCGCCUGGUUUUGGUGGAAAUGAUUGUUCGAUUAAAAUUAAAGAACAUCAAUUGGUUUUCACGGAAUUGUUCAAUUCCGAAUAUCUUGCUGAUCAUUUAGAUCAUUUAAGAAAAACCUUGCCACGUUUUGGACAUAGCUUAGUUGCCGAUAGAAGGGGUAGUCUUUGGAUGUUUGGUGGAUACUCCCUUAGUCAUGGGCCAUUGAAUGACAUUAGACUAUUUGAUACUAAGAACAAUACAUGGAUGACUGUAACUGUAGACUCUACACCAGAUGCAUCGAUGCCUCAAGGCAGAUAUUUUCAUGCUGCUGAAAUAGUUCAUAGUAGACAACAGAUAUACGUGUACGGAGGAUUAUCUAUGAAAGACAAAGAAAUUUCAGGAUUAUCCAAUAAUACGUUGGAUGACUUUUGGAAAUUUAGUCUUCAAAAUCAAAGAUGGAGUCAAAUAGUCCAAAAUGAAGUGAAAAAGGAGGAACCACCACCUUUGGCAGGACAUACAUUAACUUUACGUAGAGAUGGAGAAUCCGAAAGUUUAUUACUAAUUGGUGGAUUUAGUCCAAAAUAUGGCUAUUUAGAUACUGUAUGGGAAUUUAAUUUAGAAACUGAAAUUUGGGAUACGAUAAGUACAAAUGGAAAUGGUCCUUUAGUAAUUUAUGGACAUUCAACGGUAUAUCAUAGUAAAUCUGAUAGCUUUUAUGUAUUUGGUGGAUGUACCUAUGUUGCUGGCAAAACCUUUAUUUCCAAUAAGCUUUAUGCUUUAAAUUAUAGAAGUCGUAGAUGGUCCGUUUUACCACCGUUUGAGGAUGAUAUAACUGAUGGUAGCAGCUUACCUCAAGCUAGAUUUCUUCACUCGGCUGUUACAACCGAAGAAUAUAUGGUAAUAUUUGGUGGUCGACAAAAUCCUCGAAGUACUUUUGAUUCUUUAAUAGCAUAUAAAUACUCGUGCAACUUGUGGAUUCGAUUACUAACAAAUGAUAUGGAAAUAAUUGGUAAUCCACCACCGCCGUCAUAUGCGCAUGCUAUGACACACGCUGAUCCGGAAUCUAAUGCUAUUUAUGUUGUUGGUGGUUUCGAUGGUGGGAUUAAGAGUCAUGUUACUUUGAUUAAUAUACCUGAAGACUUGUGCAAUCUGUGGACAAACAAAGUUGCAUGCAGAAAUUAUUUUGGUUGUUCCUUCUGUUCUGUUACUACAAUUUUAGGAACUAAUGCUUCCUAUUGUUUUUCCAACGAAGUAUCACUUAACAGAGGCGACAAAUGUGAUAUUAAUGUGACUCAAGCGCAAAGAUCAAAUGGAGUAUUUUGCAAUUCUGAUUGGAUGACUAGUAGGAAAUGUCAAAACUUUAAAACUUGCACAGAAUGUUUAGCUGAAUGGCCGUAUUAUAAAAAUAAUGAACCUAUUUGUAAAUGGUGCACUAAUUGUCCACAUGGUAAAUGUAUACCACAUGAAAAAAUUUGCGAACAGCAAAACAAGUGCAAUGUUAGACAAAUAUCGAUAGAUGACGUUAAGCAAUGCAGUGAAUUGCAAUGCUCAGCUAAUGAUUGUGAAAAAUGUAAUACCCUUGGCAACUGUGUAUGGACUAGACAAGUUUUACAAACUUCUGAAUUGGGAAUAAAAGUGACAGAUGAACCGAUAUACAAUUGGAAUUGCGUACAGGAAGAUGUCUUUGAAAGAUCAAAUGUAAAAAUGAUCAACACUCAGUGUGAGAAAAGAUGCGCAGAACACAAAGAUUGUAGAAGUUGUUUGAAAGAAACAGGAGAUGAAGGAGGUUGGAAACAAUGUAGAUGGUCCACGCAACUUAACGAAUGUAUCUCACCGUCGUAUCAACCACUUUAUUGUGCUGGUGGAGUGUGUGGUUUAGUAUUACGCAAUUCAGACAUAGAUCAUUGUCCAGAACCAUGUUCAGUUUUUACGCAAUGUAGUACAUGUUUAAAACAUUCCCAUUGUGGUUGGUGUUCUAUGGAUUCUACUAAUAUAACCGGACGAGGUAUUUGUACGGAAGGAUCCUUAGAAGCACCUACGGAACAUCCAGCAGGUGGAACUUGCGAAAUGAUUUAUUACGAAAAGUUCUCUCAUACCGAGCCACCAAUUUUAACCACUUUAUUUCCACAUCACUUAGGAGACUUUGUAUCUCAGGACAGUGUUACUAUGACUUUGUCUAAUUUUUUGAUGGAAUCACCAUUUUCUUGGCAUUACGUGCGUUGUCCGAUGGAGGAUGAAUGUUUAAAUGGUCAUCAUACAUGUUCACCGAAAAGUGAAAAAUGUUUUAACUUGGAUGAGGGAUUUGAAUGCAUGUGUGGCGACGGAUAUAAAACAGAAAUCAGCAGCAGCAGCAGCAGCAGCACAUGGUCAUCUAAUGAGCCUGGAAGGAAAAUUUGUGUGCCAACAUGUAGCCAAGGUUGCGUACGAGGUACAUGCAUCGAACCAAACGUUUGUCAAUGUGAUUUUGGUUACGUGGGAGCUAAUUGUUCCAUUCAAUGUCAAUGCAAUGGUCAUAGCAAUUGUGCAGGACCAGACAAAUUAGAUGUAUGUUUAAAGUGCCAUAAUAAUACGAUGGGACGUCAAUGCAGUAAAUGCUUACCUUUGUACGUUGGAAAUCCUGCAGACAAUGGACAAUGUAUACCAUGCUUGGAAUAUUGUAAUGGACAUACACAUAUCUGUAUUAAUGAGAGCAUGACUGUUCCGAAUCCUAAUUCUGUUGACAAAAUGUCCAUAGAACUAUUGAAAAAGCAAUUGGGAGAAGGUCCUAUAGCAACAGCUAAAUGUGUUAAUUGUGGAAACAACACGAAGGGUGAUAAAUGUGGAGAAUGUAUGGUGGGUUAUUUUAGAGGAACAGAAGAUCUACGCGAUGUUUGUCGUCCUUGCGAAUGUCAUGGUCAUGGAUUUACUUGUGACCCAGUGACAGGCGAAAAAUGUAAUUGUGGUAAUAAUACAGAGAGUGAACCAUCUUGCACUAGUGGUCCUAUAAAAGCUACAAAUAUGGGUGGUACACCCUGUUGGAUGGUUCAGUGCAGUAAGUGUAGAGAAAACUAUGCAGGAACGCCAACUAUGGGCCAUCAAUGUUAUAAAACUGUUACCGUUGAUAACAAAAUGUGCUUUGACUCAAAGUUAAUAGGAUUGUAUGAUGAGUGCAAGAUGAAACCGAAACCAUUGAAUCCUGGACAAACUGUAUUUUAUAUGGUACAACCUCGAUUCAUGAAUGUAGAUAUUAGAGUGAUGGUUGAUGUUACGCAAGGUGCCUUGGAUCUUUUUUUGAGUCCUCGCGAUGACUCGUUCGUUGUUACAUUAAAUUCCUCCACAGGUUAUCAAGAUGUUGAAUUGGAUAGCAGAUUUAAAUGUAUAUAUAGGUGCAAAGAUCAUCAUGAUUCGUGGUUAGAAGAUCCACAACAACGUAGUAAAAUUAGGAUCGUGGAAUUUCAUUCGCGCAACUCUUAUUCUUUCUCAAAUAAUAAUAAUAAUAGUACUGCAGAACCAAGUUUGACUUCUACCGGCCUUCACUAUAUAGUGAUAGAACAAUCUGCAGAUAAAUUUGCUACAUUCAAGACAAUCGAUAAAAGAAAUACAUUUUUAAUUAUCAGGAAUCUGACAAAUCGAUUGGUUUUAACAUUACCACAAGAUAAACAUGAACUUGGUCAAACCAAAUUUCAUAUUGCUUUAAGAGCAAUCGAUACCUAUAAUCCAGAUGCUAGUAGUAGAGCUGCAUACGGGAUGAUCUUUUUUCGACAAGAUCAAUUACACAUCGAUCUUUUUGUUUUCUUCUCAGUUUUCUUUUCUUGUUUCUUUCUUUUUUUGGCUGCUUGUGUUGUAGCCUGGAAAACUAAACAAGCAGCAGAUGUACGUAGAGCACGGAGAAGACAUGUCGUGGAAAUGUUACAUAUGGCUAAUAGGCCAUUUGCUACGGUUACCAUUCUUUAUGACAGAGAUGGGAACAAUUGUAGUCCAAGUUCACCACAACGCAAGAAUAGACGUAACAAAGCUAUAAGUUCUCACAAUGAUGUCAGACCAGUUGCAGUAGAACCGACUGAUGAUGGUAAUGCAGCUGUAGCUACGGUUUUCAUCAAACUACCCGGGGGACAGCAAGCUCCUGUUAAAUUAGCUCUUGGUAGCUCAUUAAUACUUUUAACCAGGCUCUAUCCGGUUAAUAGCAGAGUGUUUCUAAGGCGCAGAAACAGUCAUGCAUAAAGUCGUCAGGUCAGUAUGAUUGAUGAUUAUGUAUUAUAUAGAACCGGUGGUUAUUUUUAUUAAAUAUUAUU
Polistes dominula (European paper wasp) is the source of this 9764-nucleotide messenger RNA. It is a transcript of the gene Megf8, whose product is annotated as multiple EGF like domains 8. NCBI's taxonomy places the organism in Eukaryota, Metazoa, Arthropoda, Insecta, Hymenoptera, Vespidae. Gene Ontology annotation, molecular function: calcium ion binding; protein binding. The record is from RefSeq and is a predicted model, not a curated record.